Molecule: messenger RNA, 819 nt
Organism: Colletotrichum spaethianum
Lineage: Eukaryota; Fungi; Ascomycota; Sordariomycetes; Glomerellales; Glomerellaceae
Product: putative 7-dehydrocholesterol reductase
Exons: 1
Coding region: 1-819 (272 amino acids)
Cellular component (GO): membrane
Source: RefSeq, a predicted model, not a curated record
AUGGCGGACUCUAAACCGGAGAGAAAGAACUUCGACCUGAUCAAGCGCGGCGUCAAGAAACCUAAUGUGCCGGGCACCCUUACUUUCCUUGGCCUCCGCGGCCUCGACCCGUUCCUCCAAUACCAGCUCGUCGCCGGCGGCCUGGGCGCCUCUAUUCUCGGCAAGAUUGGCGUACGCUCCAUCCCGCUGAAUGUCGCCGCGCUCUCCACGACGGGCAUCUCCCUCCUCGACAACCUUCGCCUCCCACUGCCGCACCUGAUCCUCCUCGGCAUGUCCGUCGGCUCCUUUGUCAAGCAGGCCUACUGGCUCGUCGCCCUGUCGGCCGAGGAGUUCCCUGUCUCGAGCGCUGUCAGUGUGAGCUUUUACAACACUCUCGUCAACACCGCGAACUCGCUUCUCCUCGUUGCCGCCUCCACCUCCGUCCUCACCUCGCCCCGUGACUUCCCGGGCACCACCCUGCCCUACCAGGUUGUCCUCGGUAGCGCCCUCUACGUCGUCGGCAUGUUCCUCGAGACCGCCUCUGAGUGGCAGCGCAAGCAGUUCAAGGACAAGCCCGAAAACAAGGGCAAGGUCAUCAAGAGCGGUCUCUGGAGCUGGGCGCGCCACAUCAACUAUGGCGGCUACGCCAUGUGGAGGGCUGGGUACUGCAUGGUCGCGUCGGGUUUCAUUGGCGGUACCAUCAUGGGCGUGUGGCAGGCGGUUGAUUUCCUCACGCGCGGCGUGCCGGCGUUGAACGAAUACUGCUCGAAGCGGUAUGGGGAGCAGUGGACGCAGUUCAAGAAGGAGGUGCCGUGGGUUUUGAUUCCGGGCAUCUACUAA